AUGCAACUUAACAUUCCCGAUAAUUUUUUAUUUGCGAUUUUCAUUGCCGUAAUCGCGCUCUAUGAAGCAUACAAUCGGGACGUAAUAACAAUGGGAAUGAUUUUUUCCGUCAUUCCCGAAAAUACAAUAAUCUAUGUAAUUAUCGCCGUAGCUAUUUUAGUCCUCAACAAUGAAAUCAUUAGAAUGCGCACAGAGGCAGAAUGGAAAAGUGAAGCCCGAAGACAAGCAUCCGUGCAAAGUCACAGAACUGAAUAUUCUAGUGAAACAGAAACUCUUUGGGUCGAAUUUACGGCCAUAUUUAACGAGAGAAGAAAAAGAGAAAAACGUUCUCUCACGAAAAUGUACAAUGUCCUGUCCGAAGAAAUAGACCUCAGCCCAUCCACACUCGCAAAAUUCUAA
Molecule: messenger RNA, 399 nt
Organism: Ambispora gerdemannii
Lineage: Eukaryota; Fungi; Glomeromycota; Glomeromycetes; Archaeosporales; Ambisporaceae
Source: the annotation of a GenBank genome assembly